Molecule: messenger RNA, 1357 nt
Organism: Schistosoma rodhaini
Lineage: Eukaryota; Metazoa; Platyhelminthes; Trematoda; Strigeidida; Schistosomatidae
Source: the annotation of a GenBank genome assembly
UUUUCUGUUAACAAAAAGUAAAAUAUCAGUUACCAAACAUUAUUUGUUUUUCUGAAUCAAAGCUAGCAAAUCUACCGAAUAACUUAAGGGUCAAUUGUGAAUAAACUUUUACUUCUCGCGUUUAGCUGGCCAUAUGUCUAUAGUAUGGUUUGAUAGCAUAAGUCGCCAGCGUUUCUCAUGCAAGAGGCCUUGUGAAAACAAUAAUUUUUGUAAUAAAAAACGGAAGAAUUACAGGCAUACACCUAUAUCUAGGAAAUCCCAGAUAACUCAGUCAUCUGGCCCUAACAGUGUUACUCAGAGUCCUUACGUUGUGGCUCCAUCUAUCCAAAAAUUACGUGAAAAUAUCUUGAAUGCCUAUGUAGUCAAAGAAACAGAGAUGAUAGCAUUUUUCCAUUUGUUGGAGGAUACCACAAUUAAAAAGUUUCUUGCCUUCGAUAUGUGCUUCAAAUGUGCAGACAAUUUCUCAAUCGCCUAUGUGUUCGCCUAUUUUAAAAGAUGUAAUCUUUCAAUUCAAGAAUAUAAUAGAAUGAAUUUUUUUUGCUGUCUGUAUCUUGUACACGAUAUAGAAGAAGAUGAUAGUGACCAUAAAUAUGAAAUUUUUCCAUGGGCUCUGGGUUCCUUUUGGCGACAGAAACUGCCAAGUUUUUCUCGACAGAAAGAGGCUUUAUGGGCUAGAAUGGGUUAUCGAGCUGUGGUUAGUUAUAGGUGCUGCAAAGAAGUAUGUUUGGUUUCGUUUUCUACUUUGACGAAGCUAAUGAGUAUUUUUCCAUCACAUCCUGUGUGGAGCCGAAACAGACUUCCGCAUCAUGGAGGUGCUAUUCGAUCCUAUCUAAAGGCAAGUGAUUCAAAUAUCCCACAGGGUCCGAACUCUCUCCCAAGGUACAGACCACCAACAAAAAUGACAGAUUUUGAUACCAUAUUCGUUUUGUAGACUAUGUGACGCCUGUAAGCUGUUCUACACAAGGAACACUGUUCCCGAAUGUUUAAUUGCAAGCGAAAACCUCAUCACCCCGGAAAAUUCCCCAAACCUAAAUGACUCAGCUUUCCAUAGUCUGUUUGAAGACAAUUCGUGCAGCAGCUUUAGAAACGAGAAUGGAUUAAACAUCAAUACUGGGUUUCAACCAUAUGAUUCAUGCUGUAAUGAAAGUUGGCUCUCUCAAGAAACAUACUGUUAUGAGAGAACUAUUUCUGGUGCUGAAAACGAAUAUUGCCUUACGGACGAAGAAUAAAACAAGGCAAACUGAUGAAAGACAUAAUUCUCAGUUUUAAAAACUUACGGUCAUGUUGUAAAUAUUUUGUAUGCGCCAUGCACUGUAACAUUUUAAGUAACUGAUUCGAAAAUUUGAAAAUUAAAAAC